Selaginella moellendorffii is the source of this 1563-nucleotide messenger RNA. RefSeq names its product spore wall maturation protein DIT1. The record is from RefSeq and is a predicted model, not a curated record. NCBI's taxonomy places the organism in Eukaryota, Viridiplantae, Streptophyta, Lycopodiopsida, Selaginellales, Selaginellaceae. The coding region runs from base 1 to 1563 and encodes 520 amino acids. The transcript has a single exon.
AUGGCCUAUCCAAAGGACAAGAUUGCCUUCUUGUAUAUCCACACAGAGAGUGGCGAGCUUGCCUUCAUGUCACAGUCUGCGUUGCAAUAUGUCCCAGUUACCGGCACCCGGAGUGAUUUCACGUUUUCUUCCAUUGUUGCAAGCAGCAAUGCAGAAGAUUUAGAGGAGGUCAAGAAAGGCACACGCUCCAUUGCUCCGGAGAUGAACAGGUACACCAUUUCCAUGAUUGGAGUUGAUUCACGCACUUCAUGGGAAGCCACAGUCUAUGAGAGAUACAUUGGCAAUGGUUUCGAGGGUGUGGUUUUCACCCAGGAUCCCAGCCAGGGCACUCUUCAGGAGGCUAGCGAGAUGAGUUAUCUGGCCUCUCUCCUGCUGGAAAACAGCGUCAUGACCAGGGAUUGUCUCCUGGAGCCCUUCACUUCACACACACCUCAAGAGGUGGACGACAUCACCUCCCAAGUUGUGGACAUCAUCGAGAAGAAUUACAUCCACUUUCCAAACCACGACCAGUGGUUCACCAGUGGGGGCAAGCAGAGGUUUGCCGACAAGUUGAGGUACCACGUCGCAAGAAACAUUCCGCUCGAGUUCAUCUUGCCGGCUUUUCCUGUCAAGUCGUGUAAUCCUGACAAGACACUGGGAAUGUGCCCGGACAAAGCCGAGGAGCUGGCCAUUCAUUCCAUGAAGAUCGUGGCCGAUCUCAUCAAGGCAGUAUACCCUCCAGGCGUGCACUACAACGUCGUCUCGGAUGGCCAUGUCUUCUCCGAUCUCGUCGGCUCUGACGAUGCUGCUGUGGAGUCUUAUGGCGAGAUGUUUUCGGACAUGGCACACAACUUGUAUCCCGGCUUGGUCAGUUUCUUCCGCCUGGAUGAGUUUCUGCUGGACAACCACAGCGAGGACAGCAUUACGAAGCUUAUAUCCAACACCACCGUGGAACAUCCCGUUGCUACCGAGCUCACCGCCAAUGCAGAGAAUGCCAGGCGAGCUCUCAUGUGCUUGUUUGGAUGUGACGAGUCAACUGUCACCAAGGAGAUCAAGGAUGACCCGGAGACUCGCAAUCUUUAUCGUGGCUUCUCCAGAUUCAUGCUCGAGGACUUGUACGAACACAAGAGCUGCAAGAACCUUCCGUCAAAGUCGGCCAAGAAGAAGCUGUGUAGCCAGGUUGCCUUCCUCAUGAUCCUCAGGAACCGUGCCUUCUCGGCCAUGGUGGAGUGGCUCUUCCCGUUGCAGCUGCGCAUCUCCAUCCACCCACAUCCAAACAGAGGCCCCAAGUAUGGCAUCAACAUCAUUCAUUCCUCUCUAGUGGCAGCACAGCGGUCCUCCGAGGAAAAAAACUUCCACAUCCCAACCCCAUGGCACAAUACGGUGGUGGAGCUGGCGGAUGGCAAGUUCAUGCUGCUGCAUUCCAAAGUCAUCCGAGGUUCAAGUGUGCAUGCUGGAGAAAUGGCAUGCGAGCAACUCCAGUUGAGUCAACAGUUGCUUCUCAAGCGUGAAGGCUAUAGAAUGAUGCUGAUGAGAUAUCCAGAUGGCAGACCCAGCCACUACAAGCAAGUCUGCGUCUGCUAA